GUGAUCACUUUCGCGCAGACUCAGUGGGGACAGUCUAACACGGAAGAAACGACAGUUUGGGAUAGACAUUUUUUUUGCACACUUUUGAAAUGCGGAGUGACGUUUUUUAGAGUUGGUCGCCUGGGCUUUUCUUAACAACACCUGGUAUUCACUUUGAAAGCUGAUUCAUAGUAGAGAAGCCUCGAUGAGGAAACAGCGCAAGAAGUAGCGACAAGUCCCUUGUGGCGCGAGCAACAGCUCCUCUUUAGCGUUGAUUAGCGUUUCAACCAGCACUGCCGCACAGACGAGGGCAACGACUCUCACUGGCACUGAAGAAGCAAGGUCUAUGAGACGUUGAAUCAUGCGAUUAACAGCCCCCCUGCGAGCUGCGGCCGUGCUGCUGCUGGUGGGGCUCACCUGGCUGCUGGCCACCUCCCUGUUCGGAGGCCACGGCGCCUCCUCUGUGCGCAACUUCUUCAGCGGUGCUAGUGAGAAACCAACAGCUGCUGAACCCCGCCCCCGAAAGUACAAAUGUGGCCUUUCCGCUCCCUGUCCCGCAAAGCACUUGGCUUUCCGCCUGGUGUCUGGUGCCGCCAACGUCAUAGGGCCCAAGAUCUGUCUGGAGGAUAAGAUGCUAAUUAGCAGUGUGAAGAACAACGUUGGCAGAGGACUCAACAUAGCCUUGGUGAAUGGAGUGACCGGGGAGCUGUUGGAUAUAAAGACCUUUGAUAUGUGGGCAGGAGAUAUUUCUGACCUGCUGAAGUUUAUCCGGCCGCUCCAUGAAGGAACACUCGUGUUUGUGGCUUCCUUUGACGAUGCAGCUACAAAGUUGAACGACGAGUCGCGGCGCCUGUUUGAGGAUCUGGGGAGCACGGCCGUGAAGGAGCUGGCCUUCAGAGACAGCUGGGUGUUUGUUGGAGCCAAAGGCAUUGAGAAUAAGAGUCCCUUUGAGCAGCGGAUGAAGAACAGUAAGAACAACAACAAGUAUGAAGGCUGGCCCGAGUCUCUGGAGAUGGAUGGCUGUAUUCCCCUGCGGCCCCCCCUGGAAGGAUAGUUCUACCUGACGCUCUCUGGCGUGCAGCAGCAGUGGCUCCGAAUGAAUGUUCACGAGGCCUCAAACUGCAUUUUAUCCCCCGCCUCGUGGUGGUGGUGUGAGUCGACUGACUGCAAGGAUUUUUCUUGUGACUUAAUAUAAUUUAAAUUGCUGUAUCGAGUUAUAAAGAAAUUGUACAUUAAGCUUUGAGACAUUUCUGAGCAGACUGAAUAUUGUAGAAACAAUGACAUUGUGUGUGGUUAAAACCAGCGUGACAGUAGGAAAUGUUCCUUCUCUGCAAGCCCGUCUGUAAGGUGAGAAUAUUCAGUGCACGACAUUUGAUGUCUGCUACAUUAAUGGUUUAAAUGUCCUACCAAGCAUCUGUAGGCAGAUAUUUGUCCGUUAAUUUCUGUUUAUUGUGUUACUCAUAUUUCAGUGAUCUUGUUAUGUCAAGUGUCAGCUGCCAUUUCAUACUUUGAACUUGAUGCACUACCCUUAUUGCUCGCCACAUGUUUACAGAUUGCUUCAGACAAUUCUGGCCUAUCUGGCCUAAAUAUUUAUUUUAAUACUUUAUUAGAAAUUCAUAGUGUGGAUGCAUAAUAAAUACAGCCCAUGGUUAUAAUGGUUUUAAUCCUGCAACCCGGGUGCUUUAUUUUAAUAUUCAAGUGCGUGCGUGUGUGUGCAUGUAUGUUUUUCUUUUAUUAUCACGCUUAAUGUAUCCAUCUGGCAUCUUACAAGCAUAACAUUGAAAGAGAUGUAUACAUAUAAUAUUUGACAUGAACUUUUAAUUUGAUCUGCCUUAUCUGAAUUGUGGUAUGUUACCUUUCAGUGUAAAGAUUUUAUACACAGCGUCGCAGUCAGUCUUUCUAAUGUGACAACAAUAAAACUGAAUAAAACACUA
Pungitius pungitius (ninespine stickleback) is the source of this 1913-nucleotide messenger RNA. It is a transcript of the gene fam3a, whose product is annotated as FAM3 metabolism regulating signaling molecule A. NCBI's taxonomy places the organism in Eukaryota, Metazoa, Chordata, Actinopteri, Perciformes, Gasterosteidae. The transcript is spliced from 10 exons. The record is from RefSeq and is a predicted model, not a curated record. Bases 341 to 1033 code for a protein of 230 amino acids.